Molecule: messenger RNA, 3157 nt
Organism: Drosophila eugracilis
Lineage: Eukaryota; Metazoa; Arthropoda; Insecta; Diptera; Drosophilidae
Gene: CNBP
Product: CCHC-type zinc finger protein CG3800
Exons: 1
Coding region: 241-741 (166 amino acids)
Biological process (GO): positive regulation of cytoplasmic translation
Cellular component (GO): cytoplasm
Molecular function (GO): zinc ion binding; translation regulator activity; single-stranded RNA binding
Source: RefSeq, a predicted model, not a curated record
UGGUACUCGCUCGCUAAGCGGCAGCCAUUUUAACUUUUGGCGUCGAAAAUACGGCGAGGAAAUCUGAGGAAGCCGGAGAUCCUGUUCGUCUGUGUGGUUUUUUCGCAUCCAGCGCAAGCAGUGUGUAGUGCUCGAGGUCGUGGUUACCAGUGAGUGUGCGAGGAAGUUGAGAAGCGUUGAUCAAGAAGGAAUCGGAGUUGAAUUUCGGAAUCGUAAUCUAACCAAAAGACCGAAGCAAAGAUGUCGAUGUCUGCCACGUGCUACAAGUGCAACCGGCCGGGUCACUUUGCCCGGGACUGCAGUCUCGGUGGCGGCGGUGGACCGGGUGGAGUUGGUGGUGGCGGCGGUGGUGGUGGCGGCGGCGGUAUGCGCGGCAGCGAUGGCGGCGGUAUGCGUCGCAACCGCGAGAAGUGCUACAAAUGCAACCAGUUCGGGCACUUUGCACGUGCCUGCCCCGAGGAGGCUGAGCGCUGCUACCGCUGCAACGGCAUCGGGCACAUCUCGAAGGACUGCACUCAGGCGGAUAACCCGACCUGCUACCGGUGCAACAAGACCGGACACUGGGUUCGUAACUGCCCUGAAACCGUCAACGAGCGUGGCCCGGCUAAUGUGUCAUGCUACAAGUGCAACCGCACCGGACACAUCUCCAAGAACUGCCCGGAGACUUCGAAAACUUGCUACGGAUGCGGCAAGAGCGGACAUCUGAGGCGCGAGUGCGACGAGAAGGGCGGACGAAACUAGGCACCACUCGCCGUCCGUAGCACCUCAAAAAAGUAAUCAUCGAAGGAGGAAUAUGAGUAAUAAUUCAACACACGAAGAACAACCAGAAGAAGAUGAGAAAAAAAAAUAUGAAAAACGAAAAAUCAAUUUGCUACAACAUUCACAAAGCCAGCCUACAGCAAGAACACCAACAACAAGCGAUAACUAAAGCAGCACCCAAGUCGAGAUAAACCCCUCAAAAAAAAAAUGCCGAAAAAACAUAAAACCCCACAACCCACAUUCACCCAUUAACGCAGACUAUAUAUCUAUAAUCCAGAAAAAUCAUCCAGUAAACCAUCUCUGAUUCCAUAAGCCGAGCCUGCAGCGCGGUGCCAACGUCCCGAGAACUGAGAGAAGAAACGAAGAGGAAUUAGCUUUCCGAGGGAAAGCCACCAGAAGAAUCAGUGGCCAAGGAGGUAGUAAGGCUCUACGACGAGCAGGGGUACGGAGAAGAACAAGAAGACGAUAGCCAACGGCAGCUGUGCAGCCGAGAGAGCAGAUGACGCCGACGUAGAGGAAGAGGACGAGGUAGAAGAUGAGGAAGACACGACGACCCAAUUUGUAAGAUGAGACUAAACCGCAACAGCAACAACAAGAGAAAUCACCAAGCAAACCACUUUACUAUAAUUAUACCUAUAUGAUUAUGCUGCAAAAAGUGUUUGAAUUUACUAAUUACAUUAUAACGAAUGGAAUGAAACUAUAUAAGAUUAUAUAAAGAAAAGAAAAAAACUUACCUUAAAAAAUACUAUAUAAAGAUAAUGAUCCUAUUAGGAGUUCCACAGCCAGAAACAACCGAAAGAAAAAGCGUAAAUAAAAAUGAUUAAAAACCAAUGAAAAAGCUAAGAAUCAGGCGGCGAGACGAGAAGAUAAGACCAUAAGUUACCACUCCACUCCAUCCAGCUGCUGCCGGCGAGCCUUGGGGAAUUCUACAGGAUGUACGACUGCCUAUCCAGUAACCAGUAUCCCACCACCACCCACCCCUAAGACAUCCAUACCAUACCAUACACUCAUCAUCCAAGACGCCCGGCAAGAUCUCUCGAGCGGGGUAGCAUGCUAUAUUGCGCAUAGCUGUGGAGCCAAAGGGGGCAGCAAACAAGAACAGAGAAGCAGACAAAGAACAAGAAGAGAACAUCAACAAUGGUAGACAUAUACGACGACUAUGAAAACGGAACGCAACGCUGGAGAGGAUGAGCUAAGCGGUUAAAUAAGAAGAAGACAAGCAAGCAGCACUCAGAACACUCAGUGGGAAGAUGAAGAAGACAACAGCACACACACCUUCAGUUCAGUUGGACGGACGGGACACAAAAGAUGCGAAACCUACGUACGAUGAAGAAAAUGAAAAUUCAAAUAUCACUGUGAUUGUUUUUUAAUUGUAAAUUAAAAUGCUGGAGCUGCUGAUUUGAGACAAAAAAAAUAAUCGUUGAACAUGUGUUAUUAUUUUAAAGGGAUGGGUGGUUAUAUAUGCUAUAUUUGCUGCAUUUCCCUUCUAAUUUUAUUUUGUGUAUUGGCAAUAUCUAUAUCAACACCAUCAAAUUAGUUGCAAAAAUUAACCCCCUGCUAAUUUUCACAGCAUGCGCCUCUGUAUGGAAGAGAGCGAUCAUUUGCUUUCGCACUCUCCAUCUUACUCCCUCUCUCCCAACCAGUUUACCGGCAAUUGCAGCUGCGAACACAUGGCGCGGGCAGCUGAUGGGGGCUCUCUCUUUCGCUCGUCAUUGUGUGUAUGCCGCUUUCUUUGCGCUCCUGCCCUGUGUGCAGUUCACUUACCACCAUAUAUACACACACACAUGCAUACUUAUAUACAUACUCACGCGCUAAGUGAAUAUAUCGUGCUGCGAAGUACAGUCGCCGCUAAUGGUGAAAACUGGCUGUGCGAAAAUGGCAAAGAGAAAGAGCGACAGAGUGAACAGGGUUGGGGUGGCAACUCCAACUUCGCCGGCUGCACUUGGCAACAAGUCUGCAGUCGGCAACCGAUUGAGGGUCAAGGUCAGCCUUCGCGCAUCAGCUGCUGCGCAUGUGUGACCACGAACAAGACGGCGGUUUCGCGAAAGCUGCGCUCCAAGUUUCUGCUUGCUGCAUGUGGCAGAUGUGGUAAGAGGAAGAGCGGCUUAGGAUGGCAAAGCUGUUUCGGUGGUUCGUAAGCCGGUUUGGCAUCUUUUUCGCGGUUCACCAUAUUUUACGUCGAUGCGAUGGCGGGGCGUAUAAAAUAAUUGCUGCAUUUACUUAGACCUGCGAGGGGCGUUCCAGAUGUUCGACAGGCAUUUAUCACAUGUUUUUGUUCAUCUUUCGAAAGGAAAGGCUUAGGCUUAGUCACAAGUUUUUUUUUUAGUAACUGCUUGAACUUAUGUAAUGGGUAACAGUAAAUUAAAAAUAAACUAAACAUAUAUUUCGCUUAACUUAA